AAGGAUUCAGUGAUAAGAUAAGACACUGCCAGGACAACCAAAAAUGAAGGCCUCACGUCCUGGCACUGUGUCGCGUCUUCCCAAAUGGAUGCCAAACUACUGCUACCACAAGCACAUCUCCUCUCCCAUUACUCCUCCGAUUCCAAACCCAGAUCAGGAUUCCUCCGCCGACGACCUCCAUGGCCGGGCAUACGGCCUCCGAACUGCCUAAAACCAAGACCCAAUUACAACAAGAGGCUCCUCGUUGGUCGCCUCGCAGUAUCCUCCUCUCUCAUCGAACCUCUACUUUCAUCGUCAUUUUCUUCGGCUGAUCACCACGCCUCCUCCUCCUCUCUCUUUCUGCUGGCGGCAGACGCCGCCGGCUAUUCUGCGGCCAGUUAUUACACUUCCCUGGGCCUAUUCGUCAUCUCUGUUCCUGGACUGUGGUCUCUCAUCAAGCGCUCUGUUAAAUCCAAGAUAGUGCAGAAAACAUAUAUAGGAGAAGGAGAAGAGAAGAAGGCACCUAACCGUGUUGCCGGAGAAAUACUUUCAUUCUUCACCCGCAACAAUUUCGUGGUGCUAGAUAGAGGAGAAGCCAUAACGUUUGAGGGCACGAUGGUUCCAAGCAGAGGCCAAGCGGCAUUGCUCACAUUCUGCACAUGCAUAAGCCUAGCAAGUGUUGCUCUUGUUCUUACCAUAACUGUCCCAGAUGUAGGCAACAACUGGUUCUGGCUCACCAUCUUAAGUCCACUGGCGGGACUCUAUUACUGGAAACGAGCAUCGAGAAAGGAGCAGAUCAAGGUUAAAAUGGUAGUGGCGGAGGAUGGAACCCUAUCAGAGAUCAUCGUUCAAGGAGAUGACCAACAAGUAGAACAAAUGAGAAAGGACCUGCAGCUGAGUGAGAAAGGCAUGGUGUAUGUGAAAGGCCUCUUUGAGAGAUCGUAAACACUGAUCACAACAGCCCAGGUCAAGUCAUUCAACUAUAACUGUACUCCUCUCUUUUGCAAGCAGGCAUCAUCUUUGGGUUGGAGGUUUGCGUUUUCGUUGCGAUUCGUGAAUUUGUAAAUGGAGAUGAGACACAUUGACAAGGAUUUCUACCAUACCUUAGAAUUUUUCCAAGGGAUUAUGAUAUGUAUUCCUUGUAUCUACACCGAACAAAUCAUCCAUUUUGCAUAAGUAAAUCAUGGGUGUUAAAACACCUUGGAAGCACAACAAA
Rhododendron vialii is the source of this 1195-nucleotide messenger RNA. RefSeq names its product protein COFACTOR ASSEMBLY OF COMPLEX C SUBUNIT B CCB1, chloroplastic. The record is from RefSeq and is a predicted model, not a curated record. The transcript has 4 exons. The coding region runs from base 85 to 924 and encodes 279 amino acids. NCBI's taxonomy places the organism in Eukaryota, Viridiplantae, Streptophyta, Magnoliopsida, Ericales, Ericaceae.